Perkinsus marinus ATCC 50983 is the source of this 1191-nucleotide messenger RNA. RefSeq names its product pink-eyed dilution protein, putative. Bases 1 to 1191 code for a protein of 396 amino acids. The transcript has 10 exons. The record is from RefSeq and is a predicted model, not a curated record. NCBI's taxonomy places the organism in Eukaryota, Perkinsozoa, Perkinsida, Perkinsidae. Gene Ontology annotation, cellular component: membrane. Gene Ontology annotation, biological process: transmembrane transport.
AUGGACCGUAUGGAAGAGGAUACGUUCGCUAGGAGGUUGGACCAUACCCUCACUAGACGGUUGAGUAAUGUCUUGGAUGCUGCUAACGAUGAUACGCUGAGUCCAAGGUCCAGGGCUCAACUGUCGUUCAGAAUCCGAACUAUGAAGAGCACGCCGAUGCUAGGGGCUAGGUACCGCUAUUCGAUGUACUUCCCCGUGGAUCGACUGGCCUCCCUUAACAGUGAGCGGCGACUAGAGGCCGUGUUCGGCCCCGUACCUGGUAGCCACCAGGGAGGUGAUGUCUUGCCGUUUGCUGUGUCACCCGCACCUUCAAGCAUCAUCGUUGGCAACCGUGGGGCCCUGGGCGGCCCAGCAGAGGACCAGGAGGAUACAGUUAACAGGCUCACUAAGAGGCACAUACCCUGGGUGGCAUUGGACAUGGAGGAAUCAGUGGUGAGUGUAGGUUCUGAAGAACAGGUGAUGCUGUAUACAAACUCUCUACCAUUGGCUACUAAUGUGGAGACUGAGUUCUUUGAGAAUGUUGACCUUGUUCCUUUGUUCGAUGAGAAUGAUAUCUCUACGGAUGGUGGACCAUUGAAGCUAGUGGUGUGGGUGGAGGGUGAAGGUGCACCACUAUCCUUCCUGCUGCAGCCCGUGCCUCUAGGGAAUCUGGCACGCUACAGAGCCCUUAUAGCUGGUAUCUUGUUCCUCUCUACGUUCAUCCUCAUCGUAACAGAGUUGAUCCAUCGGGUGUAUGCUACCUUCAUUGGCUCCAUGUUGGGCCUCUUCCUGAUAGCCAUAAUGCAUCACGUCCCCGAAUUGGAGGACAUAAUAGCUAUGAUCGACUUUGGCACCCUCAUGCUGCUCUUCAGUAUGAUGGUUAAUGUCCACCUGUUGGCCCUCACUGGAUUCUUUCAGUACAUCGCGGCACGGAUGGUCAUACUGGCGAGAGGCCGUGUGACGCUCCUCUUUUUUCUCCUCACAAUGUCUACUGGGAUCCUGUCAGCCUUCCUCGAUAAUGUAACGACAGUCAUGCUGGUGGGCCCUGUUACCAUAUCGUUGUGCAAAGAGAUAAAGAGGAGCCCUGUGCCAUUCUACCUCUCUGAGACCCUUUUGGCUACUGUCGGUGGUACCGCGACAUUGAUAGGAGAUCCACCUAAUGUUGUCAUUGGAUCCAAGCUCGAUGUCUCUUUCACCGAUUUCAUCAUGUAG